Molecule: messenger RNA, 888 nt
Organism: Aspergillus tubingensis
Lineage: Eukaryota; Fungi; Ascomycota; Eurotiomycetes; Eurotiales; Aspergillaceae
Product: putative Coatomer subunit epsilon
Exons: 5
Coding region: 1-888 (295 amino acids)
Biological process (GO): retrograde vesicle-mediated transport, Golgi to endoplasmic reticulum; intra-Golgi vesicle-mediated transport; endoplasmic reticulum to Golgi vesicle-mediated transport
Cellular component (GO): COPI vesicle coat
Molecular function (GO): protein binding; structural molecule activity
Source: RefSeq, a predicted model, not a curated record
AUGGAUCCUUUCUCUGCUGAGGGUGAGCUGAUCAACAUCCACAAUGCCUUCCACCAAGGCCAAUACCAAGCCGUAAUCGAAUUCGACACCUCCGCUCUAUCCCCCGAGAACCAACUUCCCGCCCGUGUCCUCCAGCUUCGCGCCAAGAUCGCCCUAGGCCAAACAGACGAAGUUCUCGCCGAUGUCGAAGGCGAGGAAGAGACCCCCGAUCUUGCGGCCGUGAAAGCGCUGGCCCAGCAGUCGUCCGGAGAUGCUGAAUCAGCAUUGAAGCUGGCUCAGGACCUCGCAGAGAAUUACCCCGACAAUGCUACUGUACAGGUUCUGUGCGGCACGUUGCUGCAGGCUCAGGGACAAAGUGAGGAUGCGUUGGCUUUGUUGACCAAGCAUCAGGGGAACCUCGAGGCUGUGGCCUUGAUCGUUCAGAUUCAUCUUCAGCAGAACCGCUCUGAUCUCGCCUUGAAGGAGGUUCAGGCUGCGAAGCGCUGGGCGCAGGAUUCCCUUCUGGUCAACUUGGCUGAGUCGUGGGUUGGAAUGAGAGUUGGCGGCGAGAAAUACCAGGCCGCAUUCUACGUCUACGAGGAAUUGGCUUCCGCUCCUAGCACCUCCGCGCCCCUUUCUAUCGUCGGUCAAGCCGUGGCUGAACUCCAUCUCGGUCGGUUGCCUGAGGCUGAGGCUGCCUUGACUGCGGCUUUGCAGCAGUACCCCGACGAGGCGGAAUUGAUCGCCAACUCUGUUGUGUUGAAUGUCUUGGCUGGCAAGCCUUCGGAGGAGUUGGAGCAGCGCCUUGAACAGAUCAACCCCACGCAUCCCCUGCUCUCCGAUCUUCAAGCAAAGAGUGAAUUGUUCGAUACCGCGGCUGCGAAAUAUGCUCCCAGAGUGUCGGCUUGA